CUGGAUAGUAAAUGACAGGAGAAAAAGCACUAAAUCAUAUAAAUCAUCUUCAUAAAGAGCAAGUUCGGCUGGACCUGAUGAAGAAAGAGAUUGGUGAGCACCAACAGGUGUCCACGCCGCAGGCCUCCCAGUACAAACACAUUCCACCCUUUCGUGACUCCCAGCAUGGGGCGCCCAAUCAGGCCGUGGUUUGACCAGUGGAGCCACAAAGAUCCAAAGGGGCGGGAGAGACGCACGCUGGAUGGACAGAGUGUCCCGCUGGACGUCUGGAUUCAGGGGGUCGGAACCCAGGAGUCCAAACGACUGCAGCCUUCAACAAGGAUGUGAUGGUGGCCAUCAUGGCUUGGAUGAGGUUGGAUUUCAACAUGGACUCAUUUCUCAUAAUUUGCUGCAUUCUUUGUUUCACCUGCACAGGCGCCUCGGAGACGGAGCGGAGACUCCACGAGAAGCUGUUCCAGGACUACAACGUGAAGGUCAGGCCGGCUCGCCACUGGAAGGAGAGGGUGACGGUGCGCGUGGGGAUGACGCUGUCCCAGCUCAUCGGCUUGAAUGAAAAGACCGGUGAGAUGACAACAAACGUGUUCAUGAAUCUGAACUGGACAGACUACAGGUUAUCAUGGAAACCGGAGGAAUACGACAACAUCGCCGUCGUGAGGAUUCCUCCCAACAAGGUGUGGCGUCCUGACAUCUACCUCAUAAACAAUCACGAUGGGCAGUUCGACGUGGCUCUGUACGUCAACGUCUUGGUUUACAGUAAUGGUAUGGUCUCUUGGUUGCCACCUGCCAUCUACCGUAGCUCCUGCUCCAUUGAGGUGGCAUAUUUCCCAUUUGAUUGGCAAAACUGCAGCAUGGUUUUCCGCUCGUACACCUACGACGCCUCAGAGGUCGACCUGCAGGUCUACCUUGAUGAGAACGGGACAGAAAUCCAUGAGAUCGUAAUUGAUAAAAAUGCUUUCACAGAGAAUGGAGAAUGGGCCAUACGUCACAAACCAAGCAGGAAGAACGUUGGAGAUGAUCUGUACGAGGACAUCACCUUUUACCUCAUCAUAGAGAGGAAGCCUCUCUUCUACAUCAUCAACAUCAUCGUUCCCUGCAUCCUCACCAGUGUACUGGCUAUAUUCGUCUUCUACCUGCCUCCCGGAGCAGGAGAGAAGAUGACCCUCUCCAUUUCCGUCCUGAUCACUCUCACCGUCUUCAUGUUGCUGCUGGCCGACAAAGUCCCUGAAACUUCACUCGGCAUCCCAAUUAUCGUCAACUAUGUCAUGUUCACCAUGAUCCUGGUCACCUUCUCUGUCAUCCUGAGUGUCGUUGUACUCAACCUGCACCACCGAACGCCCAGCACCCACAUCAUGCCGAACUGGGUUAGAAAGGUGUUCAUUCACAUCCUGCCCAGAUACAUUGGCAUGAUGAGACCAAACCCAGAAGAACCUUUACUGGAGAAGGACUCUGAGAAGGACGACACAUGGUUCCGUGGUUUCAGUGGACGCCAACCUGGAGGAGAGUACUUUGUUCGCAAGAUCAACCCUGAUCUUGUCUUACCAUGGAGAGGGAGGUGUGACAGCACACCUGAAGUACAGCUCCAGCGGCUCCCGGACUCGGACCGGUUCUGCCUCAUCCUUCCUCCCAACCUAAAGUCGGCCAUCGAUGCCGUGACCUACAUCGCCAAGCAGCUGAAGAAGCAGGACACGGACGAUUCGAUGACGGGAGACUGGCAGUUCAUCGCCCUGGUGGUGGACCGCCUCUUCCUCUGGCUGUUUGUCAUCAUCACCACCCUGGGAACCCUGGCCGUGUUCCUGGAUGCUAGUUUUAAUUACACACCGGACGACCCGUUCCCAUGAAGGACAGCAUCGCUGAUAUGCACUAAAGACGCUCCCCAAGUCGGACUUUCCUGGACCAAACUGUUCUGUUUGGUUCUGGUCAGCUUGUUUGGGACGUUGCCUUUCUCUGAAAAGUAAACAGAUGCAAAAUGUCGAAUCAAUUGUGUUAUUUUUCUAUAAUUUAUGUAUUCAGUCCAGUUUUAUGGCGCCAAAAACUUGAAUUUUGUGCAUUUUACACUUAAAACUCACUGGUGUAGUUUAUAUUUGUAUCCAAUAGAGGGCAGUGUAUAUAUUUGAAUCAAGGCUGCAGCAGCCCAGGGAACCUCUGUAGUGCUUUCAUGUUUUAUUGCUGCACUUCUGUUGUUUAACAAAGCCACAUUCUGAAGCAGGGAUUUUACUAUAAUAAUAGUAAUAGUGCUUUAGUGUUUUUAUUGGAUUUUGAGUCAGAUCCAACUGAAAACUGCAGUUUUAUUUGAUAAAGUUCUUGAAGGGAGUUACUUUCCUGUUCCUUUGGUUUUGUUUAAGAUGCCAGAUUACAGUCUGGAAGAAACUCUGAAGAAGUUAAAAUCUCAAACAUGAGAACAUUUCUUAUUACUGGCUCUCAAACAUGUUUUAAAAUAGAAACCAUUUUACUGUUAGUACAAAACAUCCACUGACAUUCACAGAUCAUGUUAAAUCAGCCCGAUGUUGCUACAAUAAUUAGCUUUAGUUGCUGCUUUUUCUUCCUCUGUGUCUGAGCAAAAGGAAAGUGACAGGGUUCGGCAGGAUCUGCAGCAUAAUCCGAAUUUUAACUUCCCUUCCCUCCACAGCAUGUGUAGCAUUAGCUUAAAGUAGCUUUUUAGGACAAAUUUAUGCAGCUUUAUUAAUGAAAAGGACAAAAUAACAUUGUGACAACUACAUUGUUACAGGGUAAACAUGCAUUUGAACAAACCUGAGCACAUCAGAGUAACAAUGCUGGUCAGAAGGGGAGCAUAAAUAUAUCCGUUUGGUCAAAAAGCCUCUAGUUUUUUUGUCAUAUGUGGUGUUUUCCUUCUAUCUUAAAUUACAGACACAUCGGUUAAACUGCUAACUAAUUCUUUCAGUCAGUAUUCUUCCUCUUCCUCGUUGGAUAAAUCUGCAUUUAAAUUUUUACGAUAUUAACUGAAAGUGGAUUAUUAAGGUUAUUAGUGGCACAUCAAAGUUUGGUCGUGUA
Molecule: messenger RNA, 3009 nt
Organism: Poeciliopsis prolifica (blackstripe livebearer)
Lineage: Eukaryota; Metazoa; Chordata; Actinopteri; Cyprinodontiformes; Poeciliidae
Gene: chrnb1l
Product: cholinergic receptor, nicotinic, beta 1 (muscle) like
Exons: 12
Coding region: 327-1838 (503 amino acids)
Biological process (GO): monoatomic ion transmembrane transport; signal transduction; chemical synaptic transmission
Cellular component (GO): postsynaptic membrane; neuron projection; synapse
Molecular function (GO): acetylcholine-gated monoatomic cation-selective channel activity; transmembrane signaling receptor activity
Source: RefSeq, a predicted model, not a curated record